ACGCACAACAUGAUCAGUAGUUCAUAAUUAAAUAACAUAAGAUAGUCAUGAUGCUGCUGUGGGUGCUGGCUUGUAGCCUGGCCGCGUUGCAGGGGUGCCAGGCGCAGGGUGCCACCUCCACCGCCGGGAACCUCGUCAACUACACGGCCCUGUUCGGGACAUCCCCGAGGAAGGACCUGGACUUCCUGCAACUCUGCCGCUACGACGGAUACGACUGCGAAGCGCACACGGUGACAACCCUCGACGGAUACAUCCUGUCAGUGUUCCGAGUGCUGCCCAACGCCAACUGCACGGAGCAAAAGCAGCCAAUCCUGUUCAUGCACGGGCUGUACCUGACGGGCGACGACUGCCUGACGCCCGGGCCCGGCGCCGCGCACUGCUACCUGUACAGCGACGCCUGCCACGAGGUGUGGGUGCCCAACGUGCGCGGCAACCGCUACAGCCGCCGCCACGUCUACCUCAACCCCGACAGAGACGAUAAGUUCUGGGACUUCGCUCUUGAAGAACACUCGUACCUCGAUCUGCCUGCUUCUGUUGACUACGUUCUAGCGAAAACUGGACAGCCAAAGGUAGCGUUUGUCGGACACGCGCAGGGCGCCACCAUGCUGGUGCUUCUUUGCGCCAAGUACCCCGCGUAUAACGACAAGAUUUCUGUCGGAUUCGGUAUUUCCAUGACCGCAUGGCUGAAUCAUGCGACAUUCCCCGUUCUGACCAUCCAAGGAGUUCUGGCUCCUCUGCUAACGGGUGCAGUGAAUCUCGGAGUGAACGGCGAGUUGUUCCCGCACGGAGGCAUCACGACGACGGCGGCGGAGGCGCUGUGCGGGCUGAACACCGCCAGCUACCCGUUCUGCUCCGUGCUGCUGUUCGCCACGCUCGGCUACAACCGCUUCCAGAUCACCAACGAGACUCUCCCAGUGGUCGUGGGGCAUAUUCCCGGAGGAACCUCGCUGAAGAACUUCAACCGCUGGGGGCAGAUCCGGAAGAACGGGUUCACAGAGUACGACUACGGCUUCGUGAGGAACUGGGUGAAGUACGGCUGGUACCGGCCGCCGCAGUUCGACCUGAGCCGCGUGUCGGUGCCGCUGGUGUUCCUCGGCAGUGAGGGCGACGUGGUGGCCGCCGUGCCUGACGUCAUCAGGCUCCGUCGCGCGCUGACCACCGCCGAGCUGUGCGUGCUCGCAGACAAGACCUUCGGACACUUGGACUUUGUUUAUGGCAAAGAUGUACCCAACUACAUCACUCCAAAAAUAUUGUCCAGCAUUGAAAACGGAACCUAUGUGUGUGAUGGAUAUUUCAUUUAGUACCCGUUAUACUCCGGAUUGAAAAUUUAAUUAUGUACCUUACGCAAAUGUCGCUUUAUCACAGUUCAAAUAAAUAAUUAAUCAAAACUGUAAA
Molecule: messenger RNA, 1395 nt
Organism: Plutella xylostella (diamondback moth)
Lineage: Eukaryota; Metazoa; Arthropoda; Insecta; Lepidoptera; Plutellidae
Product: lipase 3
Biological process (GO): lipid metabolic process
Molecular function (GO): hydrolase activity, acting on ester bonds
Source: RefSeq, a predicted model, not a curated record